Siniperca chuatsi (mandarin fish) is the source of this 3199-nucleotide messenger RNA. It is a transcript of the gene azin1b, whose product is annotated as antizyme inhibitor 1b. NCBI's taxonomy places the organism in Eukaryota, Metazoa, Chordata, Actinopteri, Centrarchiformes, Sinipercidae. The record is from RefSeq and is a predicted model, not a curated record. Bases 427 to 1713 code for a protein of 428 amino acids. Gene Ontology annotation, biological process: positive regulation of polyamine transmembrane transport; negative regulation of protein catabolic process. Gene Ontology annotation, molecular function: ornithine decarboxylase activity; ornithine decarboxylase activator activity. Gene Ontology annotation, cellular component: cytoplasm. The transcript is spliced from 11 exons.
GGCUUCAGUAGUUCUGCAUCCAUCAACCGACCGAGAAGACGCAACUCAACCGACGCUCGCCCCUCAGCUGAACAUAUGGCAAAAACAGCCCUCUUUCUUUCUUAUAUCGUUGUGCCCACUACUCUUUAAAAAUUCCGCCGAAAAAGAGAAGACGAUUUUCCAAAACAUUCUGGCCGUUAUCUCACGGCUCCCCUGUCUCUGCACAGGUGUAUGAGCGCUACCCAGAGGGCCUAGGGGCGGCUCUUUACCGGGAGCACUUUGACUUCAACGCUGAGCCACCUUGGGAUCCUAGCUGAUAGCGGGACAGGUCCAUCUCCUGACUUGUCCAUUUUGUUGCAUACCGGCAGGACCCCAUUGGCUCAGUCGUGACCCCUUGACUUGUGUAUCUGUUCUUUAUGAUUGUUGGCUUAGCGGAAUACGGUUGAGAUGAAAGGACUCGCUGACAAACCCAGCUACAUCAUUGAACUCCUGGAGGGAGGAGUGACCCUUGAAGAUGUCAUUGACGGACACAUCUGCGAGCAGGCUCUGGUGGAGAAGAGUGCGUUUGUGGUGGGCGAUCUCGGUGCCCUGAUGCGGCAACAUGUGUGUUGGCAGAGCGUAGUGCCACAGCUGCAGCCCUACUACCCAGUCAAGUGCAACAGCAGCCCUGCAAUCAUCGAGGUGCUGGCCUCCUUGGGCCUGGGCUUCGUUUGUGCCAACAAGGCGGAAGUGAGCCUGGUGCUGGAGCACGGCGUGCCACCAGAAAACAUAAUUCUGUCAGGUGUUUGUAAGCAGCUGGCACACAUCAAGCACGCUGCCAAGAACAACAUCCAGCAUCUUGUAUGCGAAAAUGAGGCCGAGUUGUCCAAGAUUUCCCGCCUGCACCCUAAUGCAAAGUUGCUGCUGCAGUUGACCACUGAGGCCCACGCAGCUGAGACCAGCAUGGCUUUUGGCUUCACUCUGAAGAGCUGCCGGCACCUGCUGGAAGCAGCCAAGGAGCUGGGAGUCCAGGUGGUGGGGGUUACCUUCCACAUCCCCAGCUCCUGCCAAGACUUGCAACAGGCCUACACACAUGCAUUGUCAGAUGCCCGCUGUGUGUUUGACAUGGGGGUGGAUCUGGGCUUUAACAUGAACAUCCUGGACAUUGGUGGUGGAUUUACUGGCUCAGAGUUUCAGCUCAAACAGGUUGAGUCUGCUGUCAGGCCGCUACUGGAUGCUUACUUCAGCCCACUAUCCGGUGUGCAAGUGUUGGCCCAGCCAAGCAGCUUCUACGUGGCCUCAGCUUUCAGUCUGGCUGUCAAUGUGAUUGGCAAAAAGGUGGUGACUCGCCACUGGGACAGCCUAGCUCAAGGUGAAGAUACUGAGUUCCUGUACUACAUGAAUGAGGGUGUUUAUGGCCCAUUCAACCGCAAGCUGCUGGGAAACUCCAUCGCUGCCCCGUCAGUGCACAAGCAUGUGCUGUGUGCUGAGGAGGCUGUGUAUCCCAGCAGCCUGUGGGGCCCGUCACUGGACCAGCUGGACCAUGUGGUGGAGCGCUGCCUGCUGCCUGAGCUCAGUGUGGGAGACUGGCUUCACUUCUCCAACAUGGGAGCGUGCGGCCUGGAGGAGUUCAGCUCCUCCCAGCUGCCGGUCUACUACACUGUCUCCACCUCUGACUGGUACGAAAUGCAGGAGGCCGGUGUGGCACUGGACAGUGCCAUGAAGAAUUUCUCCAUGGUCCAGUACAGUGCAUAACUACCCUCUACCCCUGUCCCAUAUUAUAUUGCACAGAUCCUCCUUAGCCUCUGCUUUCACCAUGUGAGAAGAGGGGUCCGCGAGGUAUUUGGGACAAGGGGCUAAAUGUGGUCAACAUUCCAGCCACCUUGGAAAAUGCAGUGUCCUAUUAUUUCUUCCCGGAAUUUGACUUUUUUUUUUACCUCUCGAAAUUGGAAACAAUUGGUUGUUCGAUACCUCAAUUGUCUAAAAUUUGAUAGGGAAGAUAAUCUUCAAAUUUUUUCUCCUCCCUCUGAUGGACUCUUAAAAAAAUCUGUCAGCUAAAAGAACUCCAGCCCAAACUCAAAUGACAUUAUGCAACAAAAUGGACGACUCCUUGGAGAUGGGACCCCCCCAACAUGUUUGGGGUGGUUUGUUUCCUAAAUCAAUACAUUACAAAAUGUACAAUUGAUUUAAAUCAUGUUCUCUAUUGAUUACCUGUUGACAGUCGUGUAAAUCCUGUGUCUGUUCAACACCAAUACAUUUUGUCUGUUGAUGAUUUUUUUAAGUGUUUAAAAGAAUCAAUGCCUCAUAUGGAUUCUGUAUUUCAGACCCCUCACUUUGCAUAGUUUAAAUGAAAUUAUGACAAUGACGUAACCUCUUUCUUUAUUACAGCUCACCACAAUGCAUUUUUAUUUAUUGGAUUCAGAUAUUACCGGGGCAAAUUUAAAGCUCCAUCUUUUAAGUGUUUUGCCCAGGUAUUAUGCUGUGGCCCAUCUAACAGUGUUUUCCUGAUAAGAUAUUGAUGUGUUUUUUAACGCUACAUGGAUUAAGUGUGCUGUGAUUGCCAUUUGUGACCUCAGUGGUUUCCCUUUACUCGAAAGGCAUGAAGGAACUGCUGUGGUAGAUUCUCUGUACACUGAGCUACAGCUUGAAUACAGAGAAGCUGCAUACACCCUAAUGCACCCCUUGCCUCUUAUAGAGAGGUUAAUCUGGUUUAAAAUGCACAAAAUCUUUUGUAGGUUAAAGAAAUACUGUAACAUUUAACAACGCAGGCCUGAUUUUUCAGAUCUUCAUAUUAGUGUCUCUUGCCAAGGGAUUGGUCCUUGUUCUCCCAGGAUCUGAAAAACCAGCAAAGGCGCUAUUUCUGAAGAGUGCUCAAACGUAAAUUAUCUGUAUGUGGAGGAUGUGGACUUACACGUCUAUAUUCCUCACGUGAAAGACAUGCUAGUUGUACACAGACCUCUCUGAGGCUGUGCAAGUGACAAAUAACAUGUCAGACUUUUCCUCAUGCCUCUCUAAAGUUAUGAGGGACAUAAUGCACAGUCUCUUGUACAGCUAAAUGUCUAAUAAUAUUAAAGGUGACCUGACUCAAAUGCAGUUUUUAAAGAAUCCUGCCCUUGUGUGUUACAAAUGACUAAUGUAUUAAUUACUUGCUUGUCUAAGGCACUAAUGGACCAUAGCCUGUUUUUGACUGUAAAUUGUGCUUGUUAAAGUAAUUAAUUUAAUACAUUUCUGACUGAAAUUA